Molecule: messenger RNA, 432 nt
Organism: Lathyrus sativus (Indian pea)
Lineage: Eukaryota; Viridiplantae; Streptophyta; Magnoliopsida; Fabales; Fabaceae
Source: the annotation of a GenBank genome assembly
AUGAAAUUUGUGGUGAGUGUUUACUUUGUACUAUGUUUUGCUUCUUCCCUUCUCAUUGUAAUGGCUUUAGUACAAAGCACACAUAAUAUGUUUGGAAGUGAUGAAUACCAUGUUCGUGUGGUUAAUGGAUUCACUGAUAAUUCUUCUGUGCCUUUAGUCAUUUGGUGUUCAUCUGAGGAAAUGGAUCUUGGAGGUCGUGCUUUGCAAGAACAUGAUGAGUUUAGCUGGAUUAUGAGGCCCAAUUUUUGGAGUAGCAACUAUAUGAAGUGUACAAUGAAAUGGGAUGGGACAAGGAAGAGUUUUGAUGCUUUUAAGGCUUCUAGGGACACACAACGUUGUGGAUUACUUAGGUUGUGUUCUUGGAGAGUUACACAAGAUGGGUUUUAUUUUAGUAAUGAUGAAGUGAAUUGGAGAAAGGAUUUCAUAUGGUGA